AUGAACUUACUUUUGCAGAGAUCUCCAGUUCUGCCAAGAUUGUCCUUUCACAGCGACGAUUUUCGAGCACUACUAAAUGUUUUGGUUUUUCGUUUUGCUAUAAACACAAUUAACCAGAAUACAGAAAUGUUACCCAAUAUUACAUUGGGAUAUCAUAUUACUGAUUCAUGUUUAGAUGCCCGUGUGGCAAUCAGUUAUGGAGCUACAGACCCUUCUCUUACUGACAGACGUCUUUAUCCUCAUGUUUUUCGGACAGUUCAGAAUGAUCAUGUCCACUAUUUGGCAGUAAUUGAGCUGUUGAAACACUUUGGUUGGACUUGGGUUGGAAUAUUCACAACAGAUGAUGAUGCUGGAGAUAAGGAAAGAGAAAUUUUAACAAAGUACAUGAUCAGUCAUGGGAUUUGUGUUGAGUUUACAUUUAAACUUGGAUUAGAGACAUUAAAUGAUGAUACGUCAUUAAAAACCCUUGAAGUCACUGCCGCUAUUUUGAAAAACUCCACUUCUAAGGUCAUCGUAGUAUGUGGAUCUUAUGUCUAUAUCAAUGCAAUUUUCUCUAUCUUAGACAGUUUUGUCUCUGAUAAAACAUUUAUUUUUCCUCCUAUUUGGGUUUCCAGAUCUUCAGUACAUCUAAUACCAUUAACUGCAAUUAACGGGAAUUUAGCGGUGGAACUCUACCCCUUAUCCCUUCCAGAUAAAGAACAUUUCUUUGAUGGCAUUGACAAGAUGAAUAGUACAAACAAUUCAUCUGGUUCCUUGUACUUUUUAACGGUAGCAAAGUGCUUGUCUGCAAACAGAGGAAAGAGCCAAAUAGAAUGUAAAAUAGACAAUAAACAAGAAGAAAUAUAUCCAAACAUAGACGAUUUUGUGAAUCAAGGUGUCGCGCCACGAAUAUAUUACGCAGUAGAAAACUUGGCAAAAGCUCUUCACAAUAUGCAACUAUUCCCUAAAGGAAAAUCUGAUGAUAGGCGACAUCAUUAUUAUAAGCAUCAGCUGUUUUCCCUGCUAAAAGAACUUAAAUAUUCCUUUGAUUCGGCUGAGCCAGUGCCAUUCUUUAAUGAAUAUGGAGAAUUUGUUUAUCACUACAGAAUAACUAACUGGAUACUGGAAGAAGAUUUUACUGCAGAUUAUAACGAAGUGGGAAACUUUACACCCUGGGCUCCAGAAGGUCAGAAGCUUCAUGUCAACCAUAAAGCCAUAACAUGGAAAUUUCCUAAUAAGGUUCCGAUAUCUCGAUGUUCAGGACCCUGCUUGCCUGGUAACAGAAAGAAGAUCGGAACUUCAAUUCAUAAAUGUUGCUAUGAGUGCAUCCCGUGUCCAGAAGGAGAGAUGUCCAACAUUUCUGACAGUGAAAAUUGCAUGAAAUGUUUUGAUGAAGAAUGGCCAAAUGAGAACAAGGAUCAGUGUGUUCCAAAACUUAUGGAAUUUCUCUCUUAUACUAAUGAUCUAAUUUCUGCAGUAUUUUCAUCUAUUUCCAUACUUUUUUGCCUUCUGACUGGUUUAAUAUUGGGAAUAUUUAUACAUUACCGGGACACCCCCAUUGUUAAAGCUAAUAACCGGAACCUGAGCUAUCUUCUCCUGGUCUCCAUCAUGCUGAGCUUCCUCUGUGUCUUCUUGUUCCUCGGCCGUCCAGUAGAUGUGACCUGCAUGCUGCGUGUAACCUCUUUUGGCGUCAUCUUCUCAGUUGCUGUCUCUUCUCUACUUGCCAAAAGUAUCAUGGUGUGUAUUGCUUUUAAAUCAACCAAACCUGGAAGUCCCUGGAGGAAAUGGAUGGGAGCCAGAUUUCCUAUUUCUAUAAUGUUGGUGUGUUCCCUGAUUCAAGUAAUCAUAUGCAUGACUUGGUUAUCCAUUUCUCCUCCAUUCCAGGAUAAAGACACUCACUCUUAUGAGGGAAAGAUCAUCAUUCAGUGUAAUGAGGGUUCAGUUAUCGGCUUCUACUCUGUCCUGGGAUAUAUGGGACUUCUGGCAGCUGUGAGUUUCAUUAUAGCUUUUUUAGCCCGGACAUUACCGGACAGUUUUAAUGAGGCCAAGUACAUCACCUUCAGCAUGCUGGUGUUCUGCAGUGUCUGGAUUGCCAUGAUCCCGGCCUAUCUGAGCUCUAAAGGGAAAGACAUGGUGGCUGUGGAGAUUUUUGCCAUAUGGGCAUCAAGUUCUGGACUUCUUGGCUGUAUAUUUUUUCCAAAAUGUUACAUAAUUCUUAUUAGACCUGACCUGAACACAAAAACAGGUUUGCUUGGAAACAGAACCAAAGAGGUCAUUAUUUAUUAAAAACAAAA
Molecule: messenger RNA, 2273 nt
Organism: Rana temporaria (common frog)
Lineage: Eukaryota; Metazoa; Chordata; Amphibia; Anura; Ranidae
Product: vomeronasal type-2 receptor 26-like
Exons: 6
Coding region: 1-2265 (754 amino acids)
Biological process (GO): G protein-coupled receptor signaling pathway
Cellular component (GO): membrane
Molecular function (GO): G protein-coupled receptor activity
Source: RefSeq, a predicted model, not a curated record